Messenger RNA from Solenopsis invicta (red fire ant), 603 nucleotides. RefSeq lists its product as uncharacterized. The transcript is spliced from 4 exons. Bases 1 to 252 code for a protein of 83 amino acids. NCBI's taxonomy places the organism in Eukaryota, Metazoa, Arthropoda, Insecta, Hymenoptera, Formicidae. The record is from RefSeq and is a predicted model, not a curated record.
AUGGCCUGUUCCUUGUGUAAUCAUUACUCUAUCGUAGUCACAGCUUUUGAGAUAAUACGCACAAUAAAUUACAAAAUUCCUAGGACAUCGUCACGCCACAGGAACAAUCAAGAAGUGCCCUUUACCGUCGAAAGGGAUUUGAAAUUAAUGACGUCAAUCUUAGCAAUCGAGCAUUAUACUUUAAUUAUGUUAGGCGCUAUCACAGUGAGUAAAGAAGUAUUUAAAGAAAGUAACGUUUAUUUAAAAAUAUAAUAAAAAUUGUGGUAUUGUAUAAAUUUAUUCAUAAAACUUCUAAAAUCAAAAAUUACUUCUAAAUAAAUAAAUUCUAUAUAUAGCUUCGCUUUGGCAGGAAUAUCCCAUGUUGCACGCUCCAUGGUUGCUCAUGCAACUCUGUGUCAUCAUUGUCGAGACCGUCGUCUUCUUCGUAAGAUUUUUCUUAGAUGGUUUGCACGUUAAACGCAACGAAAUAUUACAAGCAAUAUUUACCUUGUUCAAUUGGUUACAAGUUUUCUGCCUCUUUCACCAGCAGGCACGACGAGCCAUUUAAAAAUCUUUGUUUUUUUUAAUAUUAAAUUAUUAUACAUUUAUAUUCAUUUAAAAUUA